AGCGAGCGGAGCCGGAGAGCAGAAGCUCAGAAGCUCCUUCAACUCGGCUGGAUACGCGCUUCUCCCUCAGCGCUCGGUCUCUACUCCUGUUUUCACCAACUCGGUUGGUCGUGAGGAUGGACGAGUUACAGGAUGUGCAGUUGACGGAGAUUAAGCCUCUUCUGACAGACAAGAAUGGGCGAAACUUCCAGGACUUUGACUGUCAAGAGCAUGAUAUCGAGACUCCCCACGGAGUUCUUCAUGUCACUUUGAGGGGAACGCCCAAAGGCAACCGGCCCGUCAUCCUGACCUACCAUGACAUUGGCCUCAACCAUAAAUCGUGCUUCAACACACUGUUUAACUUCGAGGACAUGCAGGAGAUCACACAGCACUUCGCUGUGGUCCAUGUGGAUGCUCCAGGCCAGCAGGAGAACGCACCACCCUUCCCCAGCGGGUAUCAGUACCCUAUGAUGGAUGAACUGGCUGAGAUGCUGCCGUCGGUCAUCACCCAGCUAAAGAUCAACAGUGUUAUUGGCAUUGGUGUGGGUGCAGGAGCCUACAUCCUCUCCAGACUGGCACUGAAUCAGCCCGACCUGGUGGAAGGACUGGUUCUUAUCAAUGUGGACCCCUGUGCAAAAGGCUGGAUGGACUGGGCUGCCUCAAAGUUAUCUGGAUGGACUAGCAACCUGGUGGACAUUGUGAUGGGGCAUCAUUUCAGCACGGAUGAGCUUGCGGAGAACCAGGAGAUCAUUCAGACGUACCGUCUACACAUCGCUCAGGACAUUAAUCAGGACAACCUGGCGCUCUUCUGGAACUCUUACAACAGCCGUCAAGACCUGGAGAUCGAGAGACCCAUUCCAGGGAUUAAUGAGGACACAGUCAACACCCUGAAGUGUCCCGUGCUGCUCAUAGUAGGUGACACAUCCCCAGCUGUGGAAGCAGUGGUUGAGUGCAACUCAAGGCUAAACCCCACAAAGACUACCCUGCUCAAGAUGGCAGAUUGUGGAGGUCUACCUCAAGUUGUUCAACCUGGUAAACUUGCUGAGGCCUUCAAGUACUUUGUCCAGGGAAUGGGCUACAUCCCCCAUGUGCUCCUCAGCCACCUGAACAGCGACUCAGUGCCCACUGCCAGCAUGACCCGUUUGGCACGCUCUCGUACCCACUCGGCGUCCAGCGUAAGCUCGGUGGACGGGGUGCGUAGCCGCACUCACACCAGCUCCCAGCCGGAGGGCGCGACUGCCGGCCCAGGACACGACAACCAGGCCAGACCACAAACCAUGGAGGUGUCCUGCUAAACCUUGUCUCUCUUGCUCUCUCUCUCUCUCUGUCUGUCUCGUUCUCUCUCUCUCAAAGGGGAGUUGCACUGAUUUUUUUUUUUUCUUCCCCAAAAUGUCAGUUGAAUUCACUUCAUCAGAUGUAAACAAAGUCACACAGAAUGUUUGAAAAGAAAAAUUAGAGAAAAAUACUCACGUUUCUUUCCAGUGGUGGUGAUGGGAACCAUGGCUCACAGAGUACACAGUGCAGAGAUUUUGUUCAUUAUCCCAGAAAUCAUUAACAGUACAUGUGUCUUGAAGCAAAGUGCACUGUAGGGAAAAAUAGGGCUCAAAGAAAGCUUUUACACUGCGUUCAUGUAAUUUACCACCACAAUUUUAAGCACCCUCAGCAUUGCAGAUUAUUAAGAUGGCGCUU
This is a messenger RNA of Colossoma macropomum (tambaqui), 1668 nucleotides long. It is a transcript of the gene ndrg3b, whose product is annotated as ndrg family member 3b. Gene Ontology annotation, cellular component: cytoplasm. The transcript has 17 exons. Lineage: Eukaryota; Metazoa; Chordata; Actinopteri; Characiformes; Serrasalmidae. The record is from RefSeq and is a predicted model, not a curated record. The coding region runs from base 117 to 1274 and encodes 385 amino acids. Gene Ontology annotation, biological process: signal transduction.